AAUGGACAUGUGUUAUCUUAAAAACACUAUAUAAACGCUUGUUUGUUUGAUGGACAUUUAGCAGCAAGUGACUGUUAGCAGGUUGUUUGUAGCAGGUGUUCUAGACUGUUUCAGUAGGCUGUAUUUACAGUUAAAUAGCUUUCAAUGUCUAAAAGCCUAUGUUUCUAGAAUAUGCUUCUAGUAAAUCAAGAAACUUCUGGAAAGGUGGGGUGUGCGUGACAGCUGGGUAUCAGUUGUGGCCUCAUAAUACAGACAGUAUGGAAGAACAUUCAAACAAUAACAUAGAGGUGACUGUGAAAACCCUGGACUCCCAGAGCAGGAGUUACACAGUUCAGGCACAGAUGACCGUGAAAGAGUUCAAGGAGCACAUAUCACCCUCCGUUGGAAUUCCUGUUGACAAACAACGACUCAUUUAUCAGGGCAGAGUACUUCAGGAUGAGAAAACCCUAACAGAGUACAACGUGGAAGGAAAAGUAAUUCACCUGGUAGAGCGGGCCCCACCGCAGACCACCCAACAGGGCUCCGGCUCGGGUGGCGUACCAGGGCCCUCUGGGGCAACACAGGGAGGAAAUCAGAACCCAAACUCAACCAGUAGCUCUCAAGGGACCCCUCUUGGGCCUACGCAUGACCGCAAUGCCAACAGCUAUGUUAUGCUGGGUACUUUUAAUGUUCCGGUUAACAUUAUGGACCCUCAGCAAAUUCAGAUGUCCAUUCAGCAGAUGAUGACAGGCCUGGGAGAGAGUGCGAGAAAUCCACGUGUCAGUACCAGCACGGGGACCAAUGGCUCUGUGAAUGUUCAGAUAGAUUUGGACCAGUCAUUACAAAGUGAGCCCAGACUGCGGCUGUUAUUGGCUGAGAACUUGCUGAGAGACACCAAUGCUGUGAUCCAGAGACUGGAGGGGCAGCCCGAGGAUGGCUCAGCAUCUCAGGAGGACUCUGCACCUCCACCCACCUCCGCCACUUCCACUACAUCUCCUACUGUACAGCCCAUGGACACUUCUCCUCCUCCGUCCAGUACCCCACCAUCCUCUUCCUCAUCCACCCAGACUGAGGGUACUCCACCCCCUCCAGCAGGCCUCAGCCACCCAAGCCCAGCUGAGAUGGUGGAGAUGUUAACGGAGCUGAGGAGAGUCGAGGAGAGACUCCAGCCCUUCAUUCAGAGAGCUCACCUCAUUCUAGAGGCAGCCACAACUGCAGACUACAACAACAAUACCCAAGAGAGGGAUGAGGACCAACGCAUUCUCAACCUCGUGGGGGAGGCCCUUCGUCUCUUGGGAAACGCCCUGGUCGCCCUGAGCGACUUACGUUGUAACCUCCUGAGCAACCCUCCUCGACACCUGCACGUUAUCCGCCCCAUGUCUCACUACACCUCCUCUGUGCUGACUCCAGCGGGCGUGCAUCACCUACCAGUGCAGUUGAAUCUUGGAACUACUGUGACUAUGUCAGCCAAUGGCAGACCAGUAGCUGAUGAUCAACCUCAGUCUACUGGCCAAUCAGAUCAGCAAGGCCAGGGACCAACGCCUGCCGCUCAGCCUGGUCCAGCCAAUCAGCAGAGCGCACAGCCAGGGCCCAGAGUCAUCCGGAUCAGUCAUCAAACCAUGGAGCCUGUAGUGAUGAUGCAGAUGAACAUUGAUGAUUCUGGCAGUGCUGCACAGGCAAAUGGACAACAGAAUGCUGCUGGCACUGGACAGCCUGGUGCCCCCCCUACUGUUCAGAUUCCAGGUCUACAUCCAGAAUUCAUGCAAGCCAUUGUGCAUCAAGUCACUCAGCAAGCCAUGGUCAUGGCAAACGCUGCCUCUACUGGCCAGCAGGGGCAACAGACCACACCACCUGCAGCAAACGUUGGCUCUGGCUCCAAUCCAGCCCCCGUGCCCCCCUACCCACCUCAGGCCAGAGUGGUUUUCACCAGACCCUCCUUUACUCACAGGAUGGCCAGCCCUACUUUUACCACAAGGGGGGCCACUAUUAACCUCAGAGCAGCUGUGCCACCGAUGAUGGGCCAACAGCCGGGACAGGCUGGACACUUCCCUCCUGCUGCUCUGAAUCAGAUGGUUGGUGGACUGGUCAGCCAGCUUUUGUCAGGGGCUGCAGGGCAAAUGGCCAGUCAAACCACCACUUCCUCCUCACAAACGUUCACCUUCUCCACGUCCACUUCUACAAGCACUCCAUCCACCACCACGACCACCACAAGUGGCUCUGGGUCCACACAGUCUAAUGGUACCAAUACCAGCACUCCUCAACCUGGAUCUGCACCGCCACCUCCUCAGGAGAAUCCUUUAGGGGGAAACCUUGAGCAGUUGUUGGGGUCUCUACUGGGAGGAGCUGUUGCCACAGGCGGCCAGGGCCCUUCUAUAACAGUCACCAUGCCUGGGGUCCCUACCUUCAUCCAGGGGGUCACAGACUUCAUGCAGGCUUCCCAAACACUUUUCUCUCAGCCUCCUGCGGGACAGCCUCCCACCUCGACCCCUACUGCUCCCACUGCCACACCAAACGCAGCCAGUGCUCCUGGGGCCGCCACAGCCGGUGAAGGUCUGAACCCUGAGCUCUUCACUGGGAUAGUGCAGGGUGUCCUGUCCACCAUGAUGGGCUCUCUGGGAACCCCUCAAAACGAAACCGAGAGCAUCGCACAGUUCAUCCAGAGGCUCUCCCAAACUAGUAACAUCUUCACCCCUGGUACUGGAGAUGCUAUGGGUUUCUUCGGUGAUCUACUGGCUUUGGUCUGUCAGAACUUCUCCAUGGUGGACAUGGUGUUGUUGCUCCAUGGGCAACACCAGCCACUUGGUCGUAUCCAGCCCCAACUCGCUCAGUUCUUCACUGAGCAUUUCCUGCAAGGCCGUGAACCCACGGAGGCCAACAUCAUUGCAGCUGCUGAUGACUUAAUUGCUGAACUUGAGGAGUACAUCACAGAAAGUUUUUCAUCCGUCGCAGUCCGAGAUGGGGUAGAUAUCACCCAGACGAACCGGGCUUUUCUCAGACAACAACUUGUAGGCAUUGCCACCCACAUUCUGCAUUGCACCGAUCAAACGUUUGGACCUCGGCUCCUGCAGCUGUGUAACCGUGCUCUCUUUGAGUGUCUUGCACUCAACCUCUACUGUCUAAACGGAGAACAAAGUGCCCUUACUGCCGUCAUCAACCACCGCAUUAGGACAAUGUCAGCUGAGGUCAACCCUAGCCUGGUGAACUGGUUAACCAGUAUGAUGACCAUGAGGCUGCAAGUGAUACUGGAGCACAUCCCCAUCACAGAGGAACAGAUCACUCAAUACGUCAUCCACACACAGAUGGGGGACAGCCUCUCUCCAACACCUGCUACUACAGCAGAAGAAGCUCUGGCCUCCUCCCAGGAUGCAGGAGCAGUGGGAGGUCCAGCUAGGGAAGGAGAGGGAGCUGUUGGAGGAGAGGAAACAGCAAGAGAUGCUGAAGCCUGGGCAGCUGCAUUGCCUCCUGAGUGGGUUCCUAUUAUCAGACAAGAUCAGAUCAGUCAGAGGAAGAUGAAGGCCCAGCCUCCUCUGUCUGAUGCAUAUCUGCUUGGGAUGCCAGCAAAGCGCAGGAAGAUGGUAAAGAGUGACGGCCCAAAACUGUCACUCACUGAGGCAGUGAGUCAAGCCGCCAAGUCAGCCGGUGUAACACCCAUCUUGGCUCCCAACGCCCUACAAGAGGAUUUAGAAAAACCAGAACUUCAAGAAGCAUACAGUGAACAGCUGAAAAACGACAUUAAGAAACGAGUAAAGGAGGACCCAGAUUACAAUUCCAGACGGUUUCCUAACACACAUCAAGUAUUUUCUCCAGACUCAUAACUUUUGUACCUGCCAGCUUACAUGUGUUCACCUCAGCCCUGUUCCUUUUGUGGGGUAUGUGUUUUAUUUGCACAGUUAUGUAUUGUCAGAUGACUUCACACCCCACAUUUCUGUUUAUACCUUUUAAUUGACUGAUUAUCUGCUUGCUGAUCCUAAUCAGCAGAUGUGCUGUUGUACGUGUUGAUCAUGUGGCUGGAGGUGCUGAGUGUGAGCUACACACUGACCAUCUGACAAGUGUCUUGUUCUGGUCAAUACAGACACGUGUGUUAGAGCCUGUCUUUAAGCCACCUACCAGCAUGCUGUAUCAGAACUGUUGUGUUUUUAUGAUUCAGGCUGAUGAAUAACAGUGUUCUAACUGAAUUCCGAGGAAAGACAUGAUGAGAACAGGAGAGAACUGAUAAUGUAGAAAAGCUACAUUGCUGCAAUGAUGCUGUUGUUUAAAGCUUUAUUGAUUAUAUAACGUUUUGCCUUGCCUUUCACCUCUCCCAUUACUCUGCUAUGGCUUUAUGAUACAUUGCAAAAAAUAAUAAGAACUAUGUCAUUUGGAACCAUGAAUGUAAAAUGCCUGAGAUUAAACAAUUUUGCACCGGUUUAGUGCAUAUAUGCGUUAUUUUUAUUUAUUUAUAAUUUUUUUUGUGUGAGUCAAAUCACAGUUCAUUUUGUAUUCAGUUGUAGAAAUUAAGUCAUUCAAAUUUUAACUUUAUUGUCAUAGAAUAAAAUGUACCAAAACAAUGCUAUUUUUAGAAUGUUUUAUGAAAGUGUGAAUUUCCACCCCUUUGGGAUGUUUAUGGAUACUCGAAGGAAUAGUUCAGAAAAAAAAUCAAAAUGUGCUCAACCUAAGGUCAUUAUGUAGAUAUGUUUGUUUCUUCAUCAGAACAGAUCUGAGGGAACUUAGCAUUAACUUAGCAGCACGU
Molecule: messenger RNA, 4708 nt
Organism: Sinocyclocheilus rhinocerous
Lineage: Eukaryota; Metazoa; Chordata; Actinopteri; Cypriniformes; Cyprinidae
Product: large proline-rich protein BAG6-like
Exons: 24
Coding region: 159-3794 (1211 amino acids)
Biological process (GO): ERAD pathway
Cellular component (GO): BAT3 complex
Molecular function (GO): polyubiquitin modification-dependent protein binding; misfolded protein binding
Source: RefSeq, a predicted model, not a curated record